Messenger RNA from Drosophila hydei, 2826 nucleotides. RefSeq names its product cell wall protein RBR3. NCBI's taxonomy places the organism in Eukaryota, Metazoa, Arthropoda, Insecta, Diptera, Drosophilidae. Gene Ontology annotation, molecular function: ubiquitin protein ligase activity. Bases 344 to 2485 code for a protein of 713 amino acids. Gene Ontology annotation, cellular component: cytoplasm; plasma membrane. The record is from RefSeq and is a predicted model, not a curated record. Gene Ontology annotation, biological process: negative regulation of extrinsic apoptotic signaling pathway via death domain receptors; protein K48-linked ubiquitination; proteasome-mediated ubiquitin-dependent protein catabolic process. The transcript has 5 exons.
UAUUGUGCACAAACGCAUGCACAUACGUGCAUAUAUACAUAUGUACGUGCGUACUUAUUGCAUAUUGAUAAAAAUUGUAAAAAUCCGCUUGGCUAUUUAGUUUAGAGGCCCCGAUGAGUAAGUAGUUGUCUGAAACGAUUACCUCAGCUGGGUGGCGCGGCAGCUGCGCCAAAAUAUUACGCGCAUUCUAGGCGAAUUGAUUCACGAUUUGACAUUGAAAACAGAAAUUGCGAUGAAGAGUUGGUCGUAGAGAGGAGCAAAGGGCAAGGUAACGUUCGAUCGAAAGGACAUACACGCGCGCACUCACACACACACACAAAAACACAACUACACCAAUAAGAAGAUGCCCUGUGAAAGCUGUGGCAUUGAAUUCACGGUAUUUCGCCGUAAACGCAGCUGUUUCGAUUGCAGGCGCUAUUAUUGCAAUAAUUGCCUGAUUGGAAUCACGACAACGACGACGUUGACAUCGACGUCGCGUCGCUGCCAGCGCUGUGCAAUAUUUGCUCAACGUCCUCUGUUGCGUACGGAUUUGCUAAAGCUUAAGCCAAAGGAUUUAAUAUUCUAUUUGCAAUCCAAACACAUUUCCACUGAAGGCUGCCUGGAGAAGGAAGAGCUGGUUGGUCUGGUGCUGACGCAUGUCGCUCAGUCGGAUCGUGAAAGGGGUUGUCCGCCCAAUCAGAACCAGAGUCCGGGUCGUGGCCAAGCCAAUCCCAUGGACAGUCUGAAGCAAUCGUGCCAAAACUUUUUCACCAAUCUUAGUGACAAUAUCAGUGAUUCCUUAGCGUCCUUUGACACAAAAUCUAGUUCCAAAUCCACGUCGAACAGUCGUCAUGCACCCAAUGAUAACGGAGCUCCACCUCCACCCACGCACAUCUUUGAGCAGCCGCGCGUGUCCACAAGAGAAAUUCCAACGUACGCCAGUGCUGGCGGCGCUCAGCAGACGCCUGCUCGAACGCCCAGCAUACAUCGUACCAAUUCGACGGAGGUGGCGCAUGUGCAUGUUAGUCCAUCCACAUCCUCCACUCAUACGGCGACUUCGCCCACGGCCACACAGGAGCACAGAGCUUUGGCUACGGAGGCGGCCCGACUGCUGCAACAGGUUGAGCCUGAUAACUCGGAGUGUGAUUGCUCGGACGAUGAGAUAAUAACCACGUUCAGUGAACGCACAUCGCUUAAGAAUAGCGACAACAGCGCUGGCCCAGCGAGCAGGCCAACACUGGAGAUUAGCUCAGCUGGUCUAACGCCGACAACAGCUACAAUAGCAACAGCAACAACAGCCACAACAGUAACAACAGCCACGACAAGCACCAGUCCGGGCUACUCCAAACAGGGCUCACUUAGCUCUAAAGUGGAUGCAUGCGGUGCCGAUGCCUCGUCACAGUCCAGUUUCGAGGAACUGGGCGCUAUAGGCGGCAUCUCCGAUGAGAGCAAAGCUACGACCGAUACGAAUAGCAGUAACUUAGAUCAGUGGCAAAUACUUGAGCAAACAAGUAGCAGUCAACUGCCACAGCAGCAGCAGCUGCUGCAGGACCAACAACAACAGCAGCUGCAAGUCGAAGCGGCUAUUGAUGAAAUUUUACAGGUGACGGUGCAAAAUGAGCCGCAGGCUCCACAGCGCAUUAAAAAGGUCACCCGACGACGUUCCGAAGGCUAUUUGAAUCGUCGCCAUCAAUCGAGCGAUGAUGAUGACGAAUCACCGGUGGGUCCCCUCAACGGUUUGGUAUUAAGUACGCUCAGCGAGCAGUCUGAACCGUCGAUAACCGCUGUUGCCUCCACUAGCUGUCAGCGUUGUGGCAAGAAUAAGACGAACAUCAGGCGACAUGUGGAUAAAAUGCGUCGACAUUUGGAGAAUUCACAGAUGUCCGAGGCAGACAUAAAGCGUGAGCUGCAAGAGUUUCUCACCUACCUGGAGCAGCGCACCAAGUCUCUUGAGUGUUCCGAUGCGGACAGUCACGCUGUUUCGCCUCUGAGCAGCAUAGAGGCUGGUGCGGCAGGUGUUGCGCGUCCGCUACCUAUAACACCUACGAUUGAGUUUUCGCCCACACAGGACGAGCACGAAUCGCAUUGGGAAGAUGACGAGGGCAUACAUGUGUACGCCUCGCCCUUGGGCUUUGAGCCGCCCAGCAGCUUGGAUUCACGCUUCGUGAACUUGGAAGAGUUUGAGGAUAGAAAAGACUUGGAGAACUUGACUGUGAAACAGUUAAAGGAGGUUUUAAUGUUGCAUCGCGUCGACUACAAAGGCUGCUGUGAGAAGCAGGAGCUACUCGAUCGUGUGUGUCGACUAUGGAAGACAAUGCGAACAGCGCCAGCUGUUGAAAAACUUGCCACAGACGAGCUGUGUAAGAUCUGCAUGGAUGCGCCGAUUGAGUGCGUCUUUCUGGAAUGCGGCCACAUGGCCACCUGCACCAACUGCGGCAAGGUGUUAAACGAGUGCCCGAUUUGUCGACAAUAUAUUGUACGAGUUGUAAGAUUCUUUAGGGCGUAAUAUUCUAAAUUUUGCAGCCGAUGAUACAUAGCUUUGCUUAUUAUAAUUCUUUUUAAUUUAUACUAUGUGAAAAAGGAAAACGGUUAGGGCCAAGUGAAUUGUAGCUCUGUACAUAUUGAGAGUAUGUAAGAGCUAAACUGAAAGCACUAGAUGUGCUUUAGCUAUAAAGUUGUUCAAUGGGUCUUGAAUGCUCAAUAGCAGCAGUUGAACGUUAAACUCUGAAAACAACUUUGUUUCGUUAAAGUUAAGACAGCUCAGUUUGUGCUGGCAAUAAUAACAAUUGUGUUUUAUUUUAAUAUUUUGCUGCAAGCCCAGAAAUACAACUUUAAAAGUUUGUAUUU